Molecule: messenger RNA, 1000 nt
Organism: Nymphalis io (European peacock)
Lineage: Eukaryota; Metazoa; Arthropoda; Insecta; Lepidoptera; Nymphalidae
Gene: Sras
Product: CAAX prenyl protease 2
Exons: 6
Coding region: 94-957 (287 amino acids)
Biological process (GO): CAAX-box protein processing
Cellular component (GO): endoplasmic reticulum membrane
Molecular function (GO): metalloendopeptidase activity
Source: RefSeq, a predicted model, not a curated record
UAAUAAUCGAGUUUCUUUGUAGUCCUGAUUUCUUAUUUGAUAAUUUUGAAAUACUAACAAAAGAAUAUAAACAAAAUUAAAAUAUUUAGCACAAUGACUUCUUUAGAAAUUAUAGAAGAAAACAUAUGUUUGAUUUCUGGACUAGCGUGUGUUUUUUUGACCUUUUCAUACGUUGGUAGCUUAUACAUUUGGAAAUCUAAUUUAAGCAGAGACCAUCCAACGACUAUUAAAAGAAGAUUUCUUAGUGUGUGUUGCAUGAUGUUGCUAGCCCCUGUUUUUACACACACACUAUUGAAGGAGGAAAUGCUGGAAAAGGGAAAUAUAUAUGAAUAUAUGGGUUUUAGAAUGUCAGGAAUGAUAUCUGCAUUAUUUAUUCCUUUAUUUCUGACUGCCAUAUUAUUUUUGGGGCCAUUAACAAUGCAUUUCAUAGCUGGUACCUGGAAAUUGUAUGCAGAACCUAUCUAUUGGUUGUCCAGUUGGCAAGAUUUGGUUUGGUUGCGUAACCAUGUCAUGGCACCACUUAGUGAGGAGUGGGUUUUUAGAUCAUGUAUGAUGCCUCUUUUACUACAAUGUCUUGAGCCACUUACUGCUGUUUUCACUGGACCAUUUCUUUUUGGGAUUGCCCAUUUUCAUCAUCUGCAUGAGAUGCUGGUAAAUGGACGUUCAUUAAAGUCAGCUCUAUUUAUUGCAUUGUUUCAAUUCUCAUUUACUACUGUGUUUGGGGCAUAUUCAGCUUAUCUGUUUUUAAGAACUGGGCAUUUCUUCGCACCACUUGUCGCCCACAUAUUCUGCAACCAUCUCGGCUUCCCGAAUUUCCUUGCGGUAUUCCAUUUUCCAUGGUUGCAGCGGCUUCUCAUUAUAUUUAACUUUUUCCUUGGCCUGUUCCUGUGGUGUAAUUUACUGAUACCUCUAACUGAUCCCUAUAUUUAUGAUAAUAGACUACAGUUGUUAACUUAAAUUUAAUAUUAUUUUAUGUGCUCCUGUCGCUGAAAUAUUAUGU